Messenger RNA from Chrysochloris asiatica (Cape golden mole), 270 nucleotides. Its product is annotated as protein FAM25C-like. The record is from RefSeq and is a predicted model, not a curated record. Lineage: Eukaryota; Metazoa; Chordata; Mammalia; Afrosoricida; Chrysochloridae. The coding region runs from base 1 to 270 and encodes 89 amino acids. The transcript has 3 exons.
AUGCUGGGAGGUCUGGGGAAGCUGGCUGCCGAGGGCAUGGCCCAUCGCACUGAGAAGGCCACCGAGGAAGUUGUUCACGUUGUGGAAGGCGUGGUGAAGGAAGUGGUGGAGCACGCCAAGGAGGCUGGAGAGAAAGCUAUUGGCGAUGCCUUAAAGAAAGCUCAGGAGGCAGGAGGCAAAGUGGCGAAAGAAGCCUCUGAGACGGUGACCAACACAGUUAGCAACGUUGUCACACAUGCGGUGGAGGGUCUGGGCAAAAUGGGGCAGUGA